GUAUCCGCCAGAGAUCGUGAUACUGGGGCUGCAGGAGAAGUUGAAUGUUAUUUAAGUGAAGCAGAAAAUUUCAACAGGAAUCCUUCAAACAUCGAUCUGGCAUUCAUCUUAGAAAAGUCUAAUGGCCUACACAGCGUAGGCUUACAUUCAACUGAAGAGAAGACCAUCCCUACAACAGCCACCAUCGUAUCAAAUAACAAUAAUGAACAAACUGUCCCGUCGGCAUACACCUCACACUCAUCAUCACCAUCGUCAGCAGCAGCAGCAUUAAAUGUACUCGGACGUCAUGACACUGAAUACAUAUUAAUGACACGAGAAAGUUUAGAUCGUGAACUGAAAAGCGCCUAUUUUAUUUAUCUAACUUGUCAUGAUCAGGUGGUAGAUAAGUUCGACAGCUCAUCAAUAUUCAUAAACAGUCAGUCCGCAGCAACACCAACUGCCUUAAAACGUCUUUCAUCAACAAAACUGUUAAAAAUCAAUAUUUUAGAUGAAAAUGAUAAUGGCCCAGAAUUUGACAGAUUACGAUAUGAAGUGAAAAUUCUUGAAAAUUCCAUUGAGAAUACAGAAUUAAUUAAAUUGAAUGCUAUCGAUAAAGAUGCAGAGAAUCAUAUAGCUUAUCGAUUUGCUCAAUCAACCGAUCAAUUUAUACAAAAUUAUACUGAUUUAGCCUUGAAUUUAAUUGAAAAAUAUUUUAAAUUAGAAAAUAAAUCUGGAUCAAUUAAAACAACUGGUACACCAUUGGAUAGAGAGAGUAGAGAUACGCUUUUAAUUCCUGUUAUAGCCUAUGAUGAAGAAUAUCCGAGUAGGACAUCUCAUGCAUGGAUCAGCGUUCAGGUAGGCGAUGUCAAUGACAAUACACCGAUAUUGACAGGAAAUACAACAUUUUGGAUUGAUGAAGAAGGAGCAACUACAGACCAUCUGACCACUAGCGGCAGUAGCAGUGGUAGUUCUAUAAUCACCUCCAAACAAUAUCAGGGUAGUUAUCAAAUAUUUGUGGGACGUUUAACCGGUGAAGAUCAGGAUAUUGGUGAAAAUGGUCAAAUUAAUUUUAAACUAGGGAUAAACAACUCGAAUAGUCCUCACAGUCGACCGAAAUGGAUCCUGCGUUCUGAUGGUAUGCUUUUCGUCCAAUCGACAAGGCUGCAUAACACUGCUGGUACCGUUGGUAAUAGGGGUGAUGAUAUUCCUAGUUAUUUUUUAGAUCGUGAAACAACACCGGUCCAUGAAAUUCCAAUAAUCAUUAGUGAUUUAGGCAAAAAUCCUACACUAUCGUCUACAGCUACAGUCACUGUCAGUUUAAGAGAUAUUAAUGACAAUUCCCCUCGAUUUGUAAAACCUCCACAUCAUAAUUUAAAUAUGAAUUCAAAUUCAAAUUUUAUGGAUAAAGACACCAGUCAUUCAUUGUUAAAUAUUCCUAAAAGUUUAAUAUCAAAUAUACCAAGUGAACGAAUCAAUAUUCUUCGCAUGGAUAAUUCAAAUCCUGGUGCAUUGAUUUAUACUGUACAGGCUAUUGAUCCAGAUGAAGGGGAUAAUGGUAAAGUUGUUUAUAAACUUGAUGUAUAUAAAGGUUAUUGGCAGUUAACGCACAAUGCAAAUCAAUUAAUCAAUAAACCUGGUGGUGGAAUAAAUCAAUCUUCAAGUGAUUAUUAUUUUAUUAUUGAUCAAAAUUCUGGUGAAAUACGUCUCAAUAAGGCAAUCAAUGUGGAUAAUUUACAAAAAUUACCAAAAUGUCUCAUUAUAUUUGCUGAAGACUGUGGAAUUCCACCGAGAAGAAAUUAUGCCUUGUUGUAUAUUGAUAUUACUACUGAUGAAGAAGGUGAAGAAGCACGGGGAGGAGGGGGAGGAGGCGAAGGGAUAAAACAGACAAAACUAAACGGUCAAUCAAUAAAUAAUAAUAAUACAGGGGACAAUUUAAACUCUCUUGAUCGAUUCAUCAAUAUCAGUAAUUCUAAUAAUAAAGAGUAUAAAGAUAAGCUAGACAGGGUCCAUUUUAACAAUAACUUACAGUCAAAACUAUCGACAGUUGACGGUAUCCACAUGUAUCCCCAUUCAAAUUCACUGUCUACCUCUAAGAAGAUGAAAUAUACUCAAUCAGCCAAUACAAGACUGUCAUCCUCCUCCUCCUCCCUAUUUUCUCCGUCAAAUGAUCUCAGUGUUAACACUGAUGAUAAUGUCGACGGAGUAAUAUCAAAUUUUCAAAUUUUAAUGAAUAAUGGUGAAUCAGAACCAGUGAGUACAUAUCAUACAAGUGCUGAAAUGAUUACAGGUUUAGGCAUUGGAUUGGUGAUUAUCAUUCUAGUUUGUCUGCUACUACUAGUAACCUAUGCUAUCCAUGGAACACAGAAUAUUCGGCUGACAAGGGGCGGUACUACACAUUCAACGCGUACAAAAGUUAACAGUACUACUCUAGGGAAACAGUAUAGAAAUGUUCAGAUGAAAGGUGGAACAA
This is a messenger RNA of Trichobilharzia szidati, 2449 nucleotides long. The record is from the annotation of a GenBank genome assembly. NCBI's taxonomy places the organism in Eukaryota, Metazoa, Platyhelminthes, Trematoda, Strigeidida, Schistosomatidae.